AUUUGUUGUUACCUUUAUAAAAAAAAGGGUAUACGACACCGUUCAGUUCAAUAGUCCUGGCCUUCUACUAUCACCAUCAUCUUCAUCUAUCAAGUUUCUUCAAACUUCUCCCCAAGCCUUCCGAUCUCAGCCUCACUCCCUUUUCUCUCUUCAUAAUGGAGAUCGAUCCUCUUCCUAAUGGUAACGCUAUCACCGGAAACUCUGUCGGAAACAUGGCUAACACCUCCGUCUCCGCCAUCGGAUUUCCGGAAACUAUGUCGGCAACUCAGGCGUCCAAGGUAAGCCAAUUGUCGGAUUCACUAAAGCUAGAACACCAAUUUCUUCGAGUUCCUUUCGAACACUACAAGAAAAACAUCCGGGCUAAUCAUCGUUCUGUUGAGAAGGAAGUUUCCGCUGUUAUUUCCGCCGUUAAUACUGCUUCUCUUGAUUUAUCACAUGAUGAUGCUGUUUCCCAUUUAUCUUCUCUUGUUUCUCGCCUUCAAGGCCUCAAAAGAAAGCUAGAGGAAGGAAGUCGAGCAGAGAACUUGCAAGUACAACGGUGUAGAAUUCGCUUAGACCAUUUGGAAUCUGUAGAUGCAGAUACUAUAUCUGAAUGGAGCAACAUACGUUUGAAGCGGAUUCUUGUGGACUAUAUGCUUCGCUUGUCAUAUUAUGAGAGUGCUACAAGUUUGGCUGAAACAAGCAAUAUACAGGAUCUUGUUGAUAUUGAUGUAUUUCAAGAAGCUAGGAGGAUCAUCGAAGCUCUUCAAAAUAAGGAUGUAGCUCCUGCACUAGCCUGGUGUGCCGAUAACAAGUCUAGGCUAAAGAAAUCUAAGAGCAAAUUUGAGUUUCAGCUAAGACUCCAAGAGUUCAUAGAAUUGGUUAGAGUUGAUAACAAUAUCCGUGCUAUACAAUAUGCUCGAAGGUAUCUUGCAGCAUGGGGAACCACUCAUAUGAAAGAGUUGCAAAGAGUAAUUGCGACACUUGCUUUUAAGAGCAAUACAGAGUGUGCUACAUACAAGGUUCUUUUUGAACCCAAGCAAUGGGACAACUUGGUAGAUCAAUUCAAGCAGGAAUUCUAUAGAUUGUAUGGCAUGACCCUAGAACCAUUGCUAAAUAUCUAUCUGCAAGCUGGUUUAUCUGCUUUGAAAACUCCCUUUUGCUAUGAAGAUGACUGUCCCAAAGAUGAUCCACUAUCCCAGGAAAGUUUCCGUAAACUGGCAUCGUCGCUACCAUUCUCAAAGCAGCAACACUCAAAACUUGUCUGCUACAUAACAAAAGAAUUGAUGGAUACCGAAAAUCCUCCAAUGGUCUUACCAAAUGGCUAUGUCUACAGCACAAAGGCUCUCGAGGACAUGGCCCUUAAAAAUAAUGGUAAAAUAACUUGUCCAAGAACAGGUGCGGUCUGUAAUUACACUGAUCUUGCUAAGGCAUUUAUCUCAUAGAUUCAUAGUUUCAUACCUUGAACAAUUGUGUAAAAAGACAAUACUUGCAAAUCCUUUGAAGAAAUAUAGCUGAAAUCUUUCCGUUGCUGUGAUCCAUUGGAGGAUUGAUAGCUACCCACAUGUAUAUACCAACAUGUCAAUUUGAACAAUUUGUUGAUUUAUGCUAAUCAUGUUAAUCUUUUUUUUUUUU
Amaranthus tricolor (Joseph's coat) is the source of this 1614-nucleotide messenger RNA. RefSeq names its product protein MAEA homolog. The record is from RefSeq and is a predicted model, not a curated record. Bases 156 to 1424 code for a protein of 422 amino acids. Gene Ontology annotation, molecular function: ubiquitin protein ligase activity; protein binding. Gene Ontology annotation, cellular component: cytoplasm; GID complex; nucleus. Gene Ontology annotation, biological process: proteasome-mediated ubiquitin-dependent protein catabolic process. The transcript is spliced from 7 exons. Lineage: Eukaryota; Viridiplantae; Streptophyta; Magnoliopsida; Caryophyllales; Amaranthaceae.